Messenger RNA from Strongyloides ratti, 348 nucleotides. RefSeq lists its product as hypothetical. The transcript has 2 exons. The coding region runs from base 1 to 348 and encodes 115 amino acids. The record is from RefSeq and is a predicted model, not a curated record. Lineage: Eukaryota; Metazoa; Nematoda; Chromadorea; Rhabditida; Strongyloididae.
AUGAAAUGUAGAAAAACUAGAAGUCCUGAAAAUUUAUGGCCAAAAAUGUAUAAUAAUUGUCAUUGUAUAUCUGGAAAAAAGAUGCGUUGUCCUGUUAGAUUAAGUGUUUUGAUGUUUAGAAAUUUAAAAGGAAAAAUUAUAAUACAAAAAGCUGUUGUUGAUAAAUGUGGAAAAUUAAAAGCAAAUCAAACAAUUUUUAAACAAAAAGAAAAGGAGUUUUUAUUGUUAAAAAAUAACGAAUAUAGAAAAAAGAAUUAUAACAAAUUAUCAAGUAGUUGGAUGAAUAAUAUUCACAAUGGAUUGCGUAAAAUGUUUGAUAAUCAUAUAUAUUUGCGUUUUGGUCGUUAA